Closterium sp. Yama58-4 is the source of this 1125-nucleotide messenger RNA. NCBI's taxonomy places the organism in Eukaryota, Viridiplantae, Streptophyta, Zygnematophyceae, Desmidiales, Closteriaceae. The record is from the annotation of a GenBank genome assembly.
AUGUGGAAUCCAGCCAUCGCUGACAUCACGUUGUUGGCGCUGGGCACGUGUGCGCCUCAGAUCUCCCUCGCAGUCAUUGACGCCGUCAGGCGACUGGGCAAGACCGGCGGACAGGACCUGGGAGCAGGCACCAUCAUAGGCGGCGCAGCGUUCAACAUCUUCCCCAUCCUGGCUGUGUGUGUGCUCGUGCCUGCUGCCGGCACGGUGAAGCGCAUUGCAGACGUGGGGCUCUUUCUGGUCGAGUUCCUCUGGUCGCUCUGGGCCUACGUGUGGCUCUGCAUCGUGCUGCAGCCAGACAGCCGUGCCCAACUCAUCGCCUCUAGGCAUUCACAUGGGAGCGAUGGCAGCAGUGGUGGGACGAAGGGGGUGUCAUUCGGCAUGCGGUGGAGGCAACAGAUCGUGCUUUCCAUGAUGCUACACCCAUCGGACUACAAUGCUCUCACGGAACAAGGCAGUGCGCACCCCUCACACGAGCAACCAGCAGCCCAUAAACCCCAGCCGGUGGCAGCGAGGGUGCGGCGGGUGGUGGUGCACGCGGUGUGCUUCCUGUGGAAGGCGCUGUGUGCGCUGCUCAUCCCCCCGCCUGACGCCCUGCACGGCUACCCCGCCUUCAUCACCAGCAUCCUCGUCAUCACCCUCAUCGCUGCCCUCGUUGUCGAGCUCGCCUCUCUCUUCGGCUGCGUCACAGGGGUGAACUCGUUUGUGGUGGCGAUAACGCUGCUGGCAACGGGCACGUCCAUCCCGGACCUCAUAGCCAGUGUGGUGGCAGCAGACCACCUGCCCACUGCUGACUCCGCCAUCGCCAACAUCAAUGCCAGCAAUUGCAUCAUUGUUUUCUCGGGCAUGGGUAUCCCAUGGCUCAUCACCACUCUCUACAAUGAGUUUGUGUUGGGAUCAGCAAACAAUGUGAGCACGGCAGGCCUCGGGUUUUCCAUCAUUGUUUUCUUCUUAACAACUGCCGUGUGCAUGGCGAUUUUGUUCCUUCGGAGAAUCAUGCUUGGAGGAGAGCUUGGAGGGCCCAGGCCUCUCGCUUGGCUCUCUUGCUUGGCCUUCAUGCUGCUCUGGAUUGUCUACAUGCUGCUCUCUUCACUGAAUGCAUAUGGAAUAGUUGGAGACAUGGUGUAG